Messenger RNA from Diospyros lotus (date-plum), 4240 nucleotides. RefSeq lists its product as uncharacterized. The record is from RefSeq and is a predicted model, not a curated record. Gene Ontology annotation, molecular function: nucleic acid binding; zinc ion binding. NCBI's taxonomy places the organism in Eukaryota, Viridiplantae, Streptophyta, Magnoliopsida, Ericales, Ebenaceae.
AUGAGUGGACGUCGAGGAAGGCCGCCGACACGCGCCCGAGGCAAUCGGGCAAUUCUUGCUCCAGGUCCUGAUCCCAUUCCGGAGCCUGCACCUGUACCUAACCCUACACCACCCCCAGCAUCGCCUACUCCUACAGAUUCAGUGGCAGAGUUGCGCCAAGAGGUUAGUGAGUUGAGGGGCACGAUGGCUUCCAUGUUGAGGCAUUUCGAGGAAUUCAUGGCCCAUCAAGGCAGGCCAGGACAGGUGCCGCCGGUAGCAGGGAAUGAGCCAAUCUUACAAGAAAAUGUUAGUAGUCAGACGUCGAACCCAGUGCAGCAGGAGGUCGAGCCUCAGGGUAUGGAUGGUAAUGCUGGCAGUCAGUUGGUGAGGAACUUCAUGGCACUCAGGCCAUCAGAAUUCAGAGGGGGAAACGACGUUCUGGUUGCAGAAGAGUGGCUGAUGGCAAUAGAGAAACAUCUGCGGACCAUAGGAUGCACUGAUGCACAGAAGGUUCGUAGCCAGAAGACAUACGAGUUCAUCGAGUUGACCCAGGGCAACAUGUCAGUGGCUCAGUAUGAGGAGGAGUUCACCUCCCUAGCACGCUUUGCCCCCGAGUUAGUAGACACUGAUGAGAAGAAAGCGACCAAGUUCUUGAGAGGGUUGCGAGUGGAGAUUCGAUUUCAGCUGGCAGGUGCGCAGUUCACUGACUAUUCUACACUGGUACAUCGGGCAUACAUCAUUGAGAGAGAGAUGAGUGAGCUGAGAGCAGCCCUGACAGCUACUAGGGGGUCAGGCUCAGCCCAGGGACAGGGCAAUGACAGGAAGAGGAAGGGUGCACCAGGGCUUUCGAGAGGCACGCCAGACAUCCCCCCAUGCAAGACAUGUGGAAAGAGGCAUCGUGACCCAUGCCGCUAUGACAGAGGGGUGAUAUGUUACACUUGUGGUCAGGCGGGGCACGUACAGAGGGACUGCCCUCAGGGGUCAGGUAGAGCAGGCAACCAGGAGGUGACAUGUUUUAAAUGUGGGCGCAAGGGCCAUAAGGCCAACGUUUGUUCAGUGCCACCCCAGCGAGGAGGCCAAAGGCCGGGGUAUCAGAGUGAUAGAUCUGGGCAGAGGCAGUCAGUGCCUAGACUUCAGGGGAUGGCACCAUCAUUGGCACUACCAUCAGGACAGAGCACCGCAGAUGCUGAUAGACCCCACAUCCAGGGGGGAGUGUUCGCCUUGACUACAGCUGAAGCAGAGCAAGGGAAAGACACAAUGCAAGGUAUCUUAUCCUUAUAUGAUAUUGAUGUUUGUGUUUUAUUUGAUACGGGAUCCACACACUCUUUUGUUGCACCUCGGGUGGUAUGUCAUAUUCCAAUUUCCAGUACAUUGUUACCAUAUUAUUUGAUUGUGACUACUCCGGGAGAUACAAAAAUGGUGGGUAGUGAGGUGUAUAGGGAUUGUAAAAUCAUGGUGCACGAUAAGGAGUUUUCGAGGAAUUUGGUGGUGCUAGACAUAAAAGAUUUUGAUCUCAUGGACUGGCUAUCCCAACACUAUGCUAAGGUUGAUUGUCGGCACAAGGUAAUUCAUUUUGAGUUGCCUCAUCAGCCAAUUGUUGUGUAUAGAGGCAUUAAACCAAUGAGCUCCACACCUUUGAUUUCGGUGAUGAAGGCGGAGAAAUUAAUGCGACAUGGUUGCGAGGCAUAUUUGGCUUUAGUGACGAUUGGUAAUGAGGACAAGAUGGAAUUGCCAGAUAUUUCGGUGGUCUGUGAAUUUCCCGAUGUAUUUCUUGAAGAGUUGCCAGGAUUGCCGCCAUCGAGGGAGGUUGAGUUCUCUAUUGACUUAGUACCAGGUACGCAGCCAGUUUCUAGGGCUCUUUACAGGAUGGCUCCAAAUGAAUUGAAAGAGCUAAAGGUGCAGUUGGAGGAAUUGAUUGAGAAGGGAUUCAUCCGCCCGAGUGCCUCAUCUUGGGGUGCUCCAGUUUUAUUCGUGAGGAAGAAGGAUGGAUCCAUGAGAUUAUGCAUUGACUACCGGCAGUUGAAUCAGGUGACGUUGAAGAACAAGUAUCCCCUCCCCCGUGUUGAUGACUUGUUGGACCAGUUACGUGGAGCAUCCGUCUUUUCGAAGAUUGACUUGAGGUCUGGAUACCAUCAGGUGAGGGUCAGAGAAGAAGAUGUAAAGAAGACUACUUUUCGCAUUAGGUACGGCCAUUACGAGUUUGUGGUCAUGCCAUUUGGGUUGACUAAUGCCCCGGCAGUCUUCAUGGAUUUGAUGAACAGGGUGUUUAGAGAGUAUUUGGAUAGCUUUGUUAUAGUGUUCAUUGAUGACAUACUCAUCUACUCGUCGAGUUUGGAGGACCAUGAGACCCACCUUAGGCUGGCAUUGCAGAGGCUGAGGGAGAGGCAGUUGUAUGCCAAGUUCAGUAAGUGUGAUUUUUGGCAGCGACAGGUUGGCUUCUUGGGACACGUAGUAUCUGGUGAGGGUAUUUCAGUAGACCCUGAAAAAGUGAAGGCAGUGAUUGAGUGGCCACAACCAACUACAGUAACCGGCAUCAAGAGCUUUUUGGGGCUAGCAGGUUACUACAGAAGAUUCAUUGAGGGUUUCUCUAGGCUUUCCUCUCCUAUGACAAAGUUGACUCGGAAGGAAGUCAAGUACGAAUGGAACGAGGCUUGUGAGCGUAGCUUUGAGGAGUUGAAGAAGAGGCUAACCUCAGCACCGGUAUUGGCUAUUCCUAGGAGUGGAGAGACAUUUUCCAUCUUCAGUGAUGCGUCACACUCAGGUCUCGGAUGUGUAUUGAUGCAGGAUGGACGAGUGAAAGCCUAUGCCUCGAGACAAUUGAAGAAACAUGAGGUGAACUACCCUACCCAUGACUUGGAGUUAGCGGCAGUAGUGUUUGCUCUCAAGAUUUGGAGGCAUUACCUCUAUGGAGAGAAGGUGGAGAUUUAUACUGACCAUAAAAGUUUAAAGUACCUUUUCUCCCAGAAGGAGUUGAACAUGAGGCAACGUAGGUGGAUGGAGCUGCAGGACUAUGAUUGUGAGAUCUUGUACCAUCCGGGGAAGGCCAACGUGGUGGCCGACGCAUUGAGUCGCCGAGGGGCUUAUAUGGCGGCUAUGAAGACCCAGGAAUGGAUGCUUUUGAGUCAGAUGGGGGAGUUAUCUAUCUCUGGACCCGAAGAGAGACCUACGGGGUAUUGUUCGUACCUAAGGGUACAACCUAAUGUGAUGGAACAGAUUAGGGUGCAACAAUCACACGAUUCCCGCUAUACGAUUCACCCCGGCACGACGAAGAUGUAUCAGAAUCUACGGAGGCAGUUUUGGUGGGAUGGUCUGAAGAGAGAUGUGGCAAUAUAUGUAUCCCAGUGUGCAGUGUGCCAGCAGGUUAAGGCAGAACAUCAAAAACCAGCAGGUCUCCUACGGUCGUUGCCCAUUCCAGAGUGGAAGUGGGAUAACAUAUCCAUGGACUUCGUGUCAGGGCUACUAAGGACAGCGAAGGGGUGCGAUGCUAUUUGGGUGAUAGUAGACCGUUUGACGAAAUCAGACCAUUUCCUACCGAUUAAGAAGACUUACCGUUUGAACCACCUUGCGAAGUUAUAUGUGGAGGAAGUGGUGAGAUUACAUGGAGUUCCCUCUAGUAUCGUAAUGAAGGUCGCACAGGACCGUCAAAAGAGCUAUGCGGAUAAAAGACGUCGAGACUUGGAGUUCUCAGCUAGGGACCACGUAUGGCUGAGAGUGAUGCCCAUAAAGGGCGUACGCAGAUUUGGGGUGUCGGGGAAGCUUAGUCCUCGCUAUAUUGGACCGUUUGAAAUCUUGGAACGAGUUGGCCCUUUGGCCUAUAGGUUGGCCUUGCCACCACAGUUAGCUGGCGUUCAUAAUGUCUUCCAUGUGUCCAUGUUAAGGAAGUACGUGCCAAAUCCCCAGCAUAUCAUCGACUAUCAGACUAUAGAAGUCAAGGAGGAUGUCACAUACGAGGAGAAACCUGUUAGUAUUUUGGAGAGGAAAGAGAAAGUGCUACGAAAUCGAUCGAUUCCAUUUGUUAAAAUUCAGUGGCAGCGUCACUCUUUAGAUGAGGCUACCUGGGAGCGCGAGGAGGAGAUGAGGCGUCGUUUCCCCCAGCUAUUCGAGUGACCAGACAGGAAUUUGGGGACCAAAUUCUUUGAAGGGGGGGAGAAAUUGUAACGACCCAUUAUUGGGUCUAGAAUUUUAGAAUGAUGUAUUAACUUAUUUUAGUUAUUAUAUAAGUUGAGCAAAAUUGAUUCUUAAUGUUGAAAUAGAUCUAUGG